Messenger RNA from Dictyostelium discoideum AX4, 534 nucleotides. RefSeq lists its product as hypothetical. Bases 1 to 534 code for a protein of 177 amino acids. The transcript has 2 exons. NCBI's taxonomy places the organism in Eukaryota, Evosea, Eumycetozoa, Dictyosteliales, Dictyosteliaceae. The record is from RefSeq and is a predicted model, not a curated record.
AUGAAGACAAACUUAAUUAUUUCUUUAGUUUUUAUUAUUUUUUUAAAUUCUAAAUCAUUGGUUUAUUGCGGAGAGCAAAUACCAAUUACGUUACAAUCAGUUGGUUUUCAGAGUACAUAUGAAACUUCUUUUAUUUCAAUUGGUACACAACAAAUAUUGGCCAAAUCAAGAGGAGUUACUGCAAUUGCAUUUAAUCCAAAUGACGUUAAAACAUUAAAAAUUUUAGCUGAAGAUACUCACCAUUGGGUCAAAGAACCUGAAACUCCAUCAACCAACUUACUCAGUUGGUUAAAAGAAAUUGAAUCAUUUUCACCAGGUUGGGUAGUUGCUAUGGUCUCAAAUGACGAUUCAUCACUUUCCAUGGGUGGAGAUUUAAAAACCUAUUUGUCAAAAUUUGGUUUAGGCUUUGAUUUUAGAGGAUCAUGGUUACUUGCCCUUCAAACUAAUGGUGUUAAUUUUAAAAAUUUAGGAAGUAGCUUUUCUUUGGUUGCUGGUUCAACUGUUUCAAAGAGUCUAUUAGUUUCUAAUAAUUAA